AUGAUUAAACUCAAUGCCGACAAUGUAAACAUAACCAAGUCAAUAAACGAAACUAAUUCUCGGCUAGCUGAUUUGGAGAAAUCUCUGAGUUACUCACAUGAGCGCCAGGACGUAUUUGACGGCCGACUAAAAUCAGUAGAAGACAAAUUAUUCGUCUAUGAGCACCUGGAGACACAGAUGAACGCACUUGAACAGAAGCUCACAGCCAUGGAACAAAAUGCCAGGCAGUGCAAUCUUGAAAUCUGCUACAUACCCGAGCGACGAGGUGAAAACCUCAUUAGCAUCGCAGAAAGUCUAGGCGGUAUCAUUGCGUGCCCUAUAAGGGCCUCGGACAUUGUUUCUAUUCAUCGUGUACCGCACGCCGACUCAAAAAUCAAACGACCGAAGAAUGUGAUUGUCAAACUGACUAACAGAAUGCUACGCGAUAAUGUCAUCUCAGCGUGCCGGUCAACCAAGGGUUUGGACUCAUCGAAACUGUCUAUAAGCGGGCCUCCGGCUACAAUCUAUGUGAACGAGCAUUUGACAAUCAACAACAAGCUGCUAUUUCGCCAGUGCAGGGAAAAUGCUAGAAAACAAGCAUACAAAUACGUGUGGGUCAAGCACGGUACUAUCCUGAGACCUGGUUGCAUGAGGAUAUUUCCGAUGAGGAAUUUAUGGACAAACGUUAUAGAGUAUUUCGACAUGACAGAGACCGAGCUGGUAGUGGUAGGCGCGACGGCGGCGGUGUGCUGGUGGCGGUGCGCCGCGAGCUCGCCGCGACGCCCUGCGCCCGCGCCGCCGCCGCCGCGUCCGGGGCGCGCUCGCCUCUAG
Molecule: messenger RNA, 810 nt
Organism: Ostrinia nubilalis (European corn borer)
Lineage: Eukaryota; Metazoa; Arthropoda; Insecta; Lepidoptera; Crambidae
Exons: 2
Coding region: 1-810 (269 amino acids)
Source: RefSeq, a predicted model, not a curated record